Molecule: messenger RNA, 3508 nt
Organism: Puntigrus tetrazona (Sumatra barb)
Lineage: Eukaryota; Metazoa; Chordata; Actinopteri; Cypriniformes; Cyprinidae
Gene: syt13
Product: synaptotagmin XIII
Exons: 6
Coding region: 460-1722 (420 amino acids)
Biological process (GO): regulation of dopamine secretion; regulation of calcium ion-dependent exocytosis; cellular response to calcium ion
Molecular function (GO): clathrin binding; syntaxin binding; phosphatidylserine binding
Source: RefSeq, a predicted model, not a curated record
AGAAUCUGUUACAGCACACCCAGUGUGUGAAGGUGAGUUCAUGCAGCUCUGACGUAAAGGCUGACGUCCAGCCACUGUGGUGAUGAAGGGGGUGGGCUGCAGUCACAGACUCCUCUUUAUUGAGGAGGGGUUGCCAGCCAUCUAAGCUCCUCCCCUUUGAUUACCUCCGUUCUGUCUAGGUCUGUCUCGUUCCUGCUCUCUCUCUCUCUCCCUUUCUCUCUGUCUGCCAGGCUGAGUUGGUUUCAGACAGUGCAUCAUACACACACACACACACACACACACAUACACGUGCCACUCUAUGUCUCUAGUAGCUCUCCACUCAUCUCCUCUCUCCUCCUCCUCCUCCUCCUCCUCUCUCACCAUGGAGUCACAUCACUGAAGAGUGGAUUGUUCCUGUUUUCUCCUCUUCUCUCCUCUGCACUUCAUUCGGUGUGUUUGGGUGUCUGUUUCAAGGUGGGAAUGCUGGUGUCUGCGACAGCGCUGUUGGGGGCUACACUGGGCACCGUGUCUGGAGUGUUGACGCUGUGUGGUCUCUCCCUGCUUUGCAAGAGCUGUAAGAAGGGGAAACUUGAAAGAGGGGACGAGACUGACCCGGAGAAAGCCAAACCCAGUAUCCUGCAUACUCUGACACAGUUCAGCGUGCAGAAAUGCACAGAACCCAUUCAGCCUCAAGCAUCUUUGAAGUUUCCUAAAAUCUACCGCCCCAAACCUUCUGUCACUUCUCAAGAGGUAGUAAACUACAAAGAACAUGGAGCUGCCAACGACACGUCUGCCGCUGAGCUCGACACCUGUAACCAGGCAACCGAACGUGAGGAGGUCUUUUCCCUCCCGCGGCAAGCUUCCACAGAUGAAACGCCCUGCACAUCUGAGCAAACCGGUGCCAUGACGACAAGUAGCUCCAUCCUAUAUCCCAAAUUGCACUUCUCCAUCAGCCUGCACAAAGAACAUGGAGAACUACACAUUAGCAUUGUAGAAGCGGAGAAUAUAUCAGUGGAGGCCGGAUGUGAGGGAUAUAUAUCAGGGUGUGUGAGCGUCUCUGAAGAGCAGAAGCAUGCUCACACAGCCGUCCACAAGCUAGCAGGGCAUGUGCAGUGGGGAGAGCAGCUGGUGUUCGCUCUCCCUUUGCAGGGCACAGAAGACACAGACAGUCUGGAUGGAGAGGUGGCCCUCUCACUUCACUGCUGUGAUCGAUUCUCCCAUAACUCCACUCUGGGCACGAUGCGCUUUAAACUGGCUGAUAUAAGCAUGAUGUUGGAUGCUGAUUGCUGGGUUGACUUGCAGCCACCCAAACAGGAAGUGGCAUCAUCAGCUGGAGAGCUACUAUUGUCACUCAGUUAUCUGCCAGCGGCCAAUAGACUUGGGGUGGUGGUAAUGAAGGCUAGAGGACUUCAGUCCGACAAACUGAAAGACAACAUAGAUUUAUCGGUAAAGCUGACCUUGAAACAUCAAAAUGCCAAGCUGAAAAAGAAGCAGACUCGUCGAGUGAAACACAAGAUGAAUCCGGUAUGGAACGAGAUGAUGAUGCUGGAGCUGCCCAGUGAGCUGCUGGCUAAAUCCAGCGUGGAGUUGGAGGUACUGAACCUGGCCUGUCCCGGGACCCUGCUCCCUCUGGGCCACUGCAUGCUGGGGCUCCACACCUCCGGCACCGGCCUGCAGCACUGGAAACAGAUGCUAGAUAACCCGCGCAAGCAAAUUGCAAUGUGGCAUCCACUUUACACCUAAGAAUACAGGUUAAUAUUCUACAAAACCCCACGUACACGCAAUGAUCGGUUAAACACACGGUUGGAGUUUUAUGAUAGUACUCUAUUCCUGUGUAAAAAUAUGUAGUACUCCGAUAUAGUAAAUAUAUCCCUAGAUAUAAUGAGUAAAUCCAGUUGUUAUCGUUACGUAUUAUGAAGCUAUUUUCUCUGAAGGUAAAAGCCGUGGAAGACAGUCACAUACAGUACUAAUAUUGUUACACAGUAGUUUAGAGUAUUUUAAUGUAAGAAGUGCAGCAUUUACCUUCGGUGUUGUUCUUAAUGUGUCUUCAAAUUGCUCAAUGCUAUUUUACACUGGUCCGACUUGGAGCCAUCCUCAUCUCUUAACACAUGCCAGAUAUAAAUAUGACCGAACAGCCCACUCGGUCAGUAUCAUGAUGGAUGGGAGAGAGAGGCAAACGGCUGUAAAGCCUGCCAGGAUCAGAUCAGAAGAAAGGUUAAACUACUGUAUCUAACCAGCUUCGGCAGAUGUCCCUAUUAACAAUCACAACAAAUAUUAGGGUAAAACAAUCUUUGUUAGAUGAAGCCCUUAUAUGAGCAGGCUGAGUGCUUGGGAACAUUUACAGAGUUAGAAAAAACAUUCAAAUAUAAAUAAUGUUUAUGGUUACUAGCAAGCUGUUUUGGUUUUCCUGCUAUGAAGGCUUAUGGGUCCUUUUAGUCACACCAUCACAGCUGGAAAGAUGGAGCGCUGCUCACUGUAGAUUGUGGAUAUACUUUUACACCAGUAACAAACUAACAAGUAAAUAUACAGGGUCUUAAUAGGGCAGCUUUACUCUUCUCAAGAUGCAUGUAUACAGAAGAAAAAUGUAAAUCAACCAUUGUCUUUUAAUUAAAAAAUGUAAAUGUAUAUAAACAGCAGGAUAUAUAUGUUGUAUAUGUGUAUUAGCAGGAUGAAGGAUCUCAACAGGUACUGCUUAGUGCCGUGAAAGUUACUAUGAGCAGCUACUUUAUCAUCAGCUACACACUUGAGUGCAAAGGAGGACAAUACUCUGUCAUUAUUGUACUCAGUUUGGAGACAUUAAAACAGUUAAUUGCUAAUUUCAUGAUCUUUGUAUCUUGCAAUUCUGUUUUUUUUUUCAUAUUAAUUUCAAAAAUCUGAAUUAUGAACAAAAACUACAGACACAGAACUGUGAGAUAUAAAAACUAUUGCAAGACAUUAAUUUUUAAUUCGGAAAUUUUCUGAAUGAAAAGAGGUUUUUGUUAGAUAUCGUUGGUAAAAACUUACAAUUCUUGCCAUUAUAAGUUGACAUUUUUUCUACAUUCUAUAUAUAUAUAUAUAUAUUAAAAAAUCAGAUGUACGAGAAAAAAAUUGUAUUUGUUAAUUCGGUGGGAAAAAUACUCUCUCUCUCUUUAUUUCUCUCUGGCUCCAUGUAAGAGUUAUGGACUUUUUAACCUAAAAAUAUGUACUUCAACCUAAGUUAUAUGCUUCCUUCUCAAUUUUCAAUUCCAAGUCAAGUUGUAGCCAAACCAGCAAUGAUUUAUUCCAAAAAUGUAUUUGUGUUUCUCGAGGAGUACACAUUAGUUGACAUGCCAGAUGCCACUCAAAUCAAAUAUUGUUCAUCUAUCUGGGAAAGAAUGCAUAUUUUGUGCAAUAACCAAUAAUAGUCAUUCAGCCCAAUGUCAAAUUUAAUCAAUCAGCAAAUAUUUAGCUGAGUCACACAAUAUAUUUGCUGAAGUAUUUGUCGUGUGUAUUUAGUGUUCAUCUGUUAUGUGUGACCUGAUUACAAUAAAAUCUACAAAUAGAUCCUAAA